AAGGUUGUCUGUCUUGAGAAACUAAUUACAGCAUUAUUGACUUGCGUGGUGGUGAAAAUAAGGUUAUUUAUGGAAAAUGUGUUGGAAUUGUCGUUUACACAAUUGUUAAUAUCUGGUCCAUUUUUUUUCUUUUCUUUGUCGUGAACGAACGUACUUUCGAAUGCCGAACUCCUUUUUUGGUCAUUUGGGUAGGAGAAACAUGGAUUUACCCACAUAUUUAAACAAGAGACAUCGGUGUCAUUGUUGUUAACGGUGCAUGUUGGGAAAGAACGGAUUUCACUGUCUUAAUGGUCGUCAGCGUUCUUAACAGGGCAUAAAAUAUAGAUAUAAAGCUCUUCUGUUUAAUGCUAGACCGACUACGGCCUUACCAAGUCUUAAUAAAUGUCUCCUUGAAGAAAGGUUUGUCGAUUUAAGAGAAACGCGAAUUAAGCUUUCAGUAAGACUAUAUUUAAUGAACGAACAUUGAUCGAGGUUAGACUGACCUUAAAAAUGUACAUCUGCUGACCGGAGCCAAACUCAUCUUUGCACGGGUUUUUCUCAGAUAACCCUUAAAACUCUUGAGUUCUCCCCGAUCAUGGAGCUAGCUACUGCUUUAGGAGCGUAUAUGAUUAUGCCAAGACAUUAUUCUGUAUAGAGAGCUUUAAGAAUAACUCUAAAGUGUUUCUUUUGGUAGUCAUUUUUUUAGAUGAUAGAAAUCGAAUUUAAACUUCGGAAAACCAUAGUUUAAUUGAAAUCAGCUUGUGCGUUACGUGAUAUUUGUGGUUUUGACGGUCGAGUAGAUUGUGACGACAUCUGACUGACCCAAUGGCAUUCCAAAUAAAGUCACUAGGUGCAGCGUCCAUGCCUGGUAAUCGAAGCGAUUGGAGAACCAAUGUCCUCUUGACCACUCGAUCCGUUUAAUCUUAUUAAGUAUAGACUAUUCUUAAUAAGCACCGAACUAUUACGACGAGCUUACUCGAUCAUUUGUCUAAAGAAUACAACUUAAGUACGAUGACGAGGUUUCUGGCAUUGGCGGUGUCUUUACACACUAUUCCACUUGUUUCUUCUUAAAUAGUGGAAUACUUUAACUUUCCAGUUCUGCCAAAGUAGGAUAAUCCUAGCAACCAUGAACCAACUGCUUCUCAUUUGAUAUAGACGUCCUACCUGGAUUCCUAGUUUCAGUAAGUAGUUUUGAACUGACAGCAAUCAGCGUAACUGGCCGAAGUCCCUUCGUACAUUGAGAACUUAUUCAUUCGUUUGGUUGGACAUUAAGCAUAUCUCCGCAAACCUACUCAUGGUAUGAAUAACGUGACAUUGGGUUUUUCCUGUUUUCUACAUUUCCCUGAUUGUUUGUCUUAUCUAGUACUGUAUAGUCACUACUAUUUUUAUAGGUAAAAUUUUGGAGAAAUUAUCAUAUUGUGGUAUGCCUACAUUAAGUCGGAAAAAACUACACCACCAGCUGGAAAAUGUUAAGACAUUUCAAAACCCAAAACUUGAGUUUGAACAGUACUGUACCUCAGCACAAGUUGCAGCGGACAUCUUGUUUAAUAUUCAAAUGACAGAUAAUGCAUUGGAAGGGAUGUCUGUAGCCGAUCUUGGAUGUGGUACUGGAAUGUUGUCUAUCGGUGCUAAACUCCUUGGAGCUAGUUGUGUACUUGGAUUCGAAAUUGAUGAGGAUGCUGUGAAUGAGUUUCAAUCAAACCUAGAAACAUGUGAAAUGCUAGAUGAAAAUAUUGAUGUUACUUUGUGUGAUGUAGCACGGCUCUUUCAUGGGAACAACAAGAAAUUUGUGGAUACAGUUAUUCUAAAUCCUCCUUUUGGCACUAACCCGAAUAAUAAUGGUAUUGAUAUGGCAUUCCUACGUGCUGCGCUGUCCAUUGCCCAUUUACAUGUAUAUUCGCUCCAUAAAACUACCACACGAAACCAUGUUCUACAUACAAUACAGAGUAUUGGUGCACAGGGCAAAGUGGUUGCAGAACUUCGCUAUGACCUGCCUCGUUUAUACAAGCGUCAUCGUUAUAAUACAGUAGAUAUAGCUGUUGACUUGGUUCAUUCGUGGUUUUAG
This is a messenger RNA of Schistosoma margrebowiei, 2044 nucleotides long. The record is from the annotation of a GenBank genome assembly. Lineage: Eukaryota; Metazoa; Platyhelminthes; Trematoda; Strigeidida; Schistosomatidae.